Messenger RNA from Drosophila subobscura, 711 nucleotides. RefSeq lists its product as uncharacterized. NCBI's taxonomy places the organism in Eukaryota, Metazoa, Arthropoda, Insecta, Diptera, Drosophilidae. The transcript is spliced from 2 exons. Bases 1 to 711 code for a protein of 236 amino acids. The record is from RefSeq and is a predicted model, not a curated record.
AUGAAGGGCAUCUGCGGUGCUGCAACUGUUAGCCUUGUGCUUUGGAUAUCAUUGAUAAGAAACGCCCACGCGGAGGAUGAGCCUCCGCUGUCUGUGCUGACAGCUGCAGGGGAAGAUGGGCAAACCCCACUGAUCGUGCUGACGAGCUCCACAGCAAAGCCACUGACAUCGGAGGCAAAAAAAGACGCAACAACGGAGACAGGCACCACCAGCGAUGCUGAAGGGGAAGUAACAAUUGUUCCAGAGACACAAAACGAGCCAACACGAGCCCCCCCCAAGAAGAAGCCUGCACUCAACUUCCCUCAGGGUUAUCUCGAAGCCCAACUGCUUUCAAUGCCUGAAAUGUGGAACAGUUCUCCCCAUUUAGCACCUGUCUCCCCUCCGUUCUACUACCCAAUGCCGGUUUAUUUCCCAUAUCCCAUUCCAUUCAUGCUGAAUCAAGCUCAAAGUCUGCGCAAAGUCAGCCCUGAAGAUCGAUUCGGAGCGAAGUUAAAUGAACUAUUGGCCGAGACUCUACUCAAGGACUCGGGUUUGAAUCUGAAGAAGAUUUGGAAGGACCAAAACGAGAAUAAGAUCACGAACCACUCGCGACCAAACAAAUGGCGAGGCAAGUGGAGAAAAAAGGCAACAACAACUUCCACAGAGGCAACAACCGAAGCAGCAAAUCCCACAGAACCCACAAGAUUGAAGAGGAAGGGGAGUCCGCAAUGA